GUAGUGGGGGGCCUUGUUGUGGAAAAGUUUGGGAACCCCUGGGUUAGACCUAUAUCAACAACAGUUUCUGGAUAUGUUUUCAUUUGUGUUUAAAAUUUCUUAGUAGACACUUUCAUCUGUUACAGCUAUUUUUAAUAUUUCUCUCAAUAACCAAACAAGACAAUCAUCCCUACAUACAGUGGCCUACAAUGCAUUUACAUGCUGCAUUAAUGUAAAGUAGCCUAGCCUAAAAAAAUAUUUCAUAGCCUCUCUCUGUGUACACACACACAGCCCAACAUAGGCACCUUCAGGAGUGGCCUGCCCUCAAAUAAAUCAUGAGUGUGGGCUCAUGCCAGAUUCCGGUAUUUACUGGACUCUCUCUAUAUAUUUCACUAGGCCUAUGUGUAACGAAUCUAUAGCCUAUGACAUGAGUAUAACUUUUUAAAUUGAAUUUCUUUUAUUUUCUAUCAACAAAUGUUGUGGAACUCUUAUUUUGAAGCAUCAGCUGAGCCCAUUGGACAGACCAUAGACUGUAUAUAUAGUUCUAUAUAUACAGUCUAUGGACAGACGUCUACUUGGCAUGGAUUUAACUUGCGUUGUCUGUUGUUUUCGUGUGUUAUUAUUGUACAUAGGCCUACGCUAGCGCAUUCACAAUACAAUUCAUGACAGAAGGACAAUGAUAUUUGUAAGUUACUUGUUUAACUAGGCUACAAUGUCUAGUCUUAUUUCUAACAAGACCAAGAUUUAAUUUACUGGAUCCUUGGAACGUGAAGCUACCAGCUGGCUCGCACCGCGCGCACGGAAUGCUUUGAGUAGACAAAAGUCCGUUGGGCUACUUUGUUACCAGAACGACGGAGGCGAAGGUGAGAAAUACAUUUUAACUUGUUGCAUUUUUGUUUGUUUUGUUUUGUGUGUGUCUGUGUUGGGGUUGGUCUGACAAAAGUGUAGCCUUAUGGAUCAGUUGCAAGUAAACAAAAAUGAGACGAUUUUUCGCGUGACAUAUCAAAAUAACCGUAUAAUAAUUAUGUUGAACUAGUAAUGGUAAAGGUUGCUAUCUAGCUAUCGAUAGCUGUGUUAGCAUAGCAUAUCGAGACUUCUUAAGUUAAUUUUAACGUUGUGUAAAGAAUAACACUUGACAAAUGUGCAAAUGAAAAUGGGCGUUUCAAAACCUUUAAAGCAGGCUAGCCUAUUUUAACUUACAUGACAGCAAACUAAUGAGGAGGGUGUGACGUGUGGUAGGCUACUGUACAUUUUUUUUUUCCCCCACAGUGAAAUGGAUAGUCAUUUAAGGCCUAGUUCUAGUAGGUAAGAUUUAUUUCUUAAUUUGCUCACUCUUGCAGUGGCUAGUGACAAGCAAACAGUACAUUUAUCAAUUACCCUAUCAAUAUUGCAUGCGCCUUUCCAUUAUAACCUCACAGUUGUUGUUGUUGUUGUUGUUAUUAUUGUUCCCCUAGCUCAACCUGCGUGUCCAGAUGAUUGGCAACCAAAUUCUUGACUGUCCUGCAUGGGAUGUGUACCUGUGUCUAAGAGGGAUCGGUGACAUCAUCAUGGCCCCCAUUGUUAAAAAAAGCUGGUUACCUUACUUGGAGGAGAUGAUCACUACUUUUCUUUCCCUCAUUGAAGAGGUAUUUCCUGGGAAACAUACUCCAAAAAUGCAUUACUUAUUGCAUUACCCCAGACUUCUGAUGGCUUAUGGCCCACUGAUCUAUGUGUCUUGCCUACGUUUUGAGGCCAAACAUCAAUAUUUCAAGAAAAUAGCACGCACAAGCUGUAAUUUUAAGAAUAUUGUCAAAACACUUGCCAAGAGACAUCAGAUGCGACAGUGCUGGGAACAAGCAGAUAACUGUUUGGGGAAAAAAUUCAUGCUAACUUCCGAUACCCGAGAUGUACCCCUGAGUGCACUUCCAAGAUCCCUCGCUAGAGUUUUGCAGUUCAGACUGGGAGAGAAUGUUACUUUUGAGCAUGUCAUUAAAACCAGGUCCAUCACUGUGGAUACAGUAGCAUACAAGAUUGGCAGCUGUGUUGUUAUCGGAAUUGCGCAUGCUGAGGACAUUCCAGUGUUUAUGAAAAUCCACCACAUUUUUGGAGUCAAGGGCAUUUGGUGUCUGUGUGGAAAAAUCUUACGGCCUUCCAGUUUCAAUUGCCACCUACACUGCUAUGUUGUGGAGGAAGAGCCUGACUGGGAAGUUAUGUUGCCUGGCGAAGAACUACUGUAGCUGUCCAUGGUGUAGAUGCUUAUUGCAAUUCAGAUGGAAGAAUGACUAUUGCUGUUCGACACUGUAUAUAAAGAGAAUCUAAUCGAUGGCGAGACUCUCCUCUCCUUGAGUGAAAGGAUGAUAGACAAAUUACUCCCCCUCAUUAAAACUCAAGUUCAGUUUACUAAGUUACUUGAUAAAUUAAAAGGAAAAUCACAUACAGUCACUGUAAGCUCUCCACAGGAAAGACCACAUUUUGAAUUGAACUUAAAUAAUAGUGUAUAUAGUUUUCAACUUCCUGCUUUUCCGCCUCUCCUGAGGAAAAAACUCUCAGAGGAGAGUCCAGACUUCCAUACUCCAGCAUACAGAUCAAAAUGGAGGUCGCAAAUUAUACAAGUCCUCUUUGACUCAAUUUGUUUGUAUACAUGGUACCCAAGUAGUAAACAAUAUAAUGGCAUUUGUGGUGCUCUUGUGACAAAGUACCCUUUUUUACGUGAUCGAACAGGACAAGGUUAUGACAGUUGGUUGGGAAUGCUUAAAAACAAGUUUAAAAAAGAGCGAAUCCCACUGACCAAUCCCGACAUUGAAUACUACAGAGCAAAACAUGGGGGGAAAAAGUUUAAAACAAUACAGGCAAGUCAGGCUCUUACAAGCCAAGUGGCAGACCAGACGCCUGCUUUCCAGGAUGUGAUUGAAGACGUAGUACCAAAUGCAGUUUUUCAACAUGACAAGGAAAAUGAAGAUCCAUAUAGUGUUGGGAAGCAUAUUGCAAAAAUGAAGGAGGAGUGUAAGAAAGUCCAUCCAAACAUUACCAUCUUAAAAGAUAAAAUGAAAAGGACAGCACACGAAAGAAUGGAGCUUAUCCAGAGUCACUCUACCAGGGAGUCAUUACUGGAAUUCCCUGCAUUAAAUCAGAUUUUCUCAGAAAUUGAAGAGAGAUAUAAAGUUGACCUGGACAAGAUGCUGCUGCACGGCCUGGGGAGGGCAGCAGGGAAGAUUAUUGAGCAGGUGUCAAAAAAGAAGCAGGGAACUAACAUUCUUUCCGAAUACGAGAUGGCACUGGGUGAAGCUUGCGAGGAGACUCACAAAGGACUCAAAAUUUGUGCUGCAGCACUCAUGCUCCCGCACCUGUUCAACAAAACCCUGACAAGCUGUAUGUGAUUGAUAAGGUGCCCAGGGCUCCAACUCCUCUCCUGGUGGUGGAUGGCAACCCUUUUGGAGAUUGUAGCAUAACCCUAACAAUGGACGGCGUUUCUAUAGCACACCCUGAUGACAUCACAAUGGGUAUUGCAGCGUUACUGGGGACAUACUUCAUUUUCGGAGUGAAAUACGCUCAAAAUAUAAAAAAGACACUUGCAUUCCUCCAGAUAGCAUCAGGAAUUACAUCACAAGAAAAAAUAAAUCCAACGGUUAGAAUGGCCAAUGCCUUACUGUAAGAUUAUUGUAUUUAUC
Molecule: messenger RNA, 3626 nt
Organism: Alosa sapidissima (American shad)
Lineage: Eukaryota; Metazoa; Chordata; Actinopteri; Clupeiformes; Clupeidae
Exons: 9
Coding region: 2313-3335 (340 amino acids)
Source: RefSeq, a predicted model, not a curated record